CCCACAUCGACGCAAAACCAUGACCACCACUAACUCCCUCCACCAACAUUACUCUCUCCUCAAAAGCCUCUCCACCUCAGAAUCCAACCACCCUCCUCCUCCCUCCUUCCUCUUCCUCCACCCCACCACCACCACCUCCACCGCCAUAACUACCACGACGACCACCUUCUCUCUUUCCCCUCCAACUUCUUCCACCACUUCCACCUCCCCAACUUCCCAACCUAUCUCCUUCGACACCCUCCAACACCACCUCUCCACUCGAAACUUCUUCCAUGCCGACGAGGAAACUCGCCGCCUCCUCAUCGUACUCGCCGGUGAGGCCGCUCAGAAACGCGGCUACGUCUUCUUCUCCGAGGUGCAGUUCAUCGCCGAAGCCGACCUCAAAGCCAUAGACGAACUCUGGAGACAGUACAGCAACGACAUAUUCGGGUACAGUAUCCAGAAAAAGCUAUGGCAAAAGGCCAACAAGGACUUCACUAAGUUCUUCCUCAAAGUCGGGUGGAUGAAGAAACUGGACACGGAGAUCGAGCAAUACAAUUACAGGGCUUUCCCGAGUGAGUUCACGUGGGAACUCAGUGACGAAACCCCCGACGGUCAUCUUCCAUUGACGAAUGCUCUGAGAGGAACUCAGUUGCUCAACAGUAUCCUCAGCCAUCCAGCUUUUGAAGCUGAAGAAGAUGAAAAAGCAGCUGAAAACGAAGCCAAAGGAAGCUCAAGAGAUGGUGUCUAUGGUACUAAGCCACUCGGCAGCUUGUUUCCUAAACCAUAUUAUAGCUUUUAAUCAGGUUCUUUAAUGGCGUC
Messenger RNA from Hibiscus syriacus, 801 nucleotides. RefSeq names its product tetrapyrrole-binding protein, chloroplastic-like. The transcript has a single exon. Lineage: Eukaryota; Viridiplantae; Streptophyta; Magnoliopsida; Malvales; Malvaceae. The record is from RefSeq and is a predicted model, not a curated record. Gene Ontology annotation, molecular function: tetrapyrrole binding. The coding region runs from base 20 to 781 and encodes 253 amino acids. Gene Ontology annotation, cellular component: chloroplast. Gene Ontology annotation, biological process: chloroplast-nucleus signaling pathway.